UUUUCAUGUUUAGUUAUGCUUGGAUACACAGAUACCACUGCUGCAUGGCCUGCAGUAUUCAGUCCAGGAACCUGCUGUACAGGCUGUAGCCUAGGAUCAGUAAGCUGCACCUUACGGCCUAGGUGUGGAGUGGGCUGCACCAUCCAGGUUUGUGCCUGCCGAGGGGCCCAGACAGCUGCUGCCACCGCUCCCCGAAUCAAGAAAUUUGCCAUCUACCGAUGGGAUCCAGACAAAACUGGAGAUAAACCUCGUAUGCAAACUUAUGAAAUUGAUUUGAAUAAAUGUGGUCCUAUGGUGUUGGAUGCUUUAAUCAAGAUUAAGAAUGAAAUGGAUUCUACCUUGACCUUCCGAAGAUCUUGCAGGGAAGGCAUCUGUGGCUCCUGUGCAAUGAACAUCAAUGGAGGCAACACUCUAGCUUGCACCCGGAGGAUUGACACCAACCUCAACAAAGUCUCAAAAAUCUACCCUCUUCCACAUAUGUAUGUGAUAAAGGAUCUGGUUCCUGAUUUGAGCAACUUCUAUGCUCAGUACAAAUCCAUUGAGCCUUAUUUGAAGAAGAAGGAUGAAUCCCAGGAAGGCAAGCAGCAGUACCUGCAGUCCAUAGAAGAUCGAGACAAACUGGAUGGGCUGUACGAGUGCAUCCUCUGUGCCUGCUGCAGCACCAGCUGCCCCAGCUACUGGUGGAAUGGAGACAAAUACUUGGGACCUGCGGUGCUCAUGCAGGCCUAUCGCUGGAUGAUCGACUCCAGAGACGAGUUCACGGAGGAGCGCCUGGCCAAGCUGCAGGACCCCUUCUCUCUCUACCGCUGCCACACCAUCAUGAACUGCACCAGGACCUGUCCCAAGGGGCUGAAUCCAGGGAAAGCUAUUGCUGAAAUCAAGAAAAUGAUGGCAACCUACAAGGAAAAGAAAGCUUCCGCUUAACUCUUCUCAUGCUAACCAUGACCUGUAACCAGCUCAGCUGGACAUAAUUUAUAUCUAAUUUGAGUUUCCAUGAUUACAGCAUGUAAAAUAAAGUUUUAAGAAAAAAAUAAAUGUUAUUCUACUUUA
Molecule: messenger RNA, 1050 nt
Organism: Myotis brandtii (Brandt's bat)
Lineage: Eukaryota; Metazoa; Chordata; Mammalia; Chiroptera; Vespertilionidae
Gene: SDHB
Product: succinate dehydrogenase complex, subunit B, iron sulfur (Ip)
Exons: 8
Coding region: 16-924 (302 amino acids)
Biological process (GO): tricarboxylic acid cycle; respiratory electron transport chain; aerobic respiration
Cellular component (GO): mitochondrial membrane
Molecular function (GO): 2 iron, 2 sulfur cluster binding; electron transfer activity
Source: RefSeq, a predicted model, not a curated record